Molecule: messenger RNA, 1125 nt
Organism: Coccidioides immitis RS
Lineage: Eukaryota; Fungi; Ascomycota; Eurotiomycetes; Onygenales; Onygenaceae
Product: YjeF family domain-containing protein
Exons: 6
Coding region: 1-1125 (374 amino acids)
Biological process (GO): metabolite repair
Molecular function (GO): ATP-dependent NAD(P)H-hydrate dehydratase activity
Source: RefSeq, a predicted model, not a curated record
AUGCCUAGUCCUCCAAUUCCAAAUACUCCUUCUGCGCCCAGCAUGUCGGCAUCCACGCGAAACCUCCUAGGCAACGUAAGGAGACUCGUCCCUCCAAUGCUGGAGAAAUUUCAUAAAGGGCAGCUUGGCCGUGUGGCCGUUAUUGGGGGAAGUAUAGAUUACACUGGAGCGCCAUACUUCUCUGCAAUGGCUUCGGCAAAGUUAGGGUGUGAUAUGAGCCAUGUAAUUUGUGAACCAUCAGCAGCAACAGUAAUCAAAUCCUACUCCCCAAACCUUAUGGUCCACCCCAUCCUACAAAGCUCCAAAUCCCUCUCCAAUCCCAUCCCCGCCCCCGAUCCCCGCCACCAUGCAGAGCCCAUCAUCUCCUUCCUUCCACGCGUGCACGUCCUCGUCAUCGGUCCCGGUCUCGGCCGUGACCCCAUAACGCAAAGCAUCGUCGUGGAAGUACUGAGAGAAGCUCGCGCCAAGGCUAUCCCCUUGGUCCUCGACGCCGAUGCUCUGCUACUCGUGCAGGAUCGUCCCGAUCUCGUGCACGGGUAUGAAGAGUGCAUUCUCACGCCGAAUGUGGUUGAGUUCCGGCGGUUGACUGAGGCGUUCGGGGUGGAUGUUUCGGUGGCAGGAGAAAGGAGGGAGGAAGGUGAGUGUGAGGCGUGUGAGCGGUUGUCGAGGGCGCUGGGUGGGGUGAUGAUUGUUCAAAAGGGGAUUCACGAUGUUAUUUCGAACGGGGUGACGUCGCUGAUUUCGGAUGUGCAAGGUGGGAAGAAGAGGAGUGGUGGGCAGGGGGAUACCAUGACGGGUUCUUUGGGGACCUUUUUGGCCUGGAGGAAGGCGUAUCAUGAGGGCUUAUGGGAUGCAGGUGAGGAAGAUCGUUCAAAGCAGGGAGAGGCGGAGAGCAGAAGUGACGUCGAAGUUGAAUUGCAGGAGGAUGGCGGUAAGAUGAUGAAGAAAAUGAGCCGCAAAACUACAAUGUUGCUUGCUGCGUGGGCUGGGAGUACCAUUACGAGGGAGUGCUCACGAAGAGCAUUUCUGGCCAAGGGAAGAAGUAUGCAAGCAAGCGAUUUAACGGACGAGGUCCACGGCGCCUUUCUGGACUUGAUUGGAGAGCCCGAAGGGUCAAAGUUGUGA